UAAUAAUUCAAUAAUAGGUUUUAAUUGACGUGUUUUAACUUGGUGAUUUUGUUUCACUAAUAUGGUCAUAUUUUAAUUAAUUUACAUGUGUAAUGUUUGUAUUUUUUAACCAACGUGUGUGCUGCUUAAUUCACCGUUUUUUUUUGUAAAUAAGCAAGUUGCGUUUGCAAGAGGUGUUGUCUAUUAGAGCAGGUAGUUGGUUUCGGUUUAAUGAUGCGCAUGAUAGCUUUUUAAGUAAUGAUUUUUACUCGGUAUUUUAAGUUUCACUGGUUUGGUGUUUUUUUAUUUAAUUAACAUUUGUAAUGCUUGUGUUUUUUUUAAACUAACGUGUGUUACGUGCUGGGAUGUGAAUGCUGUUCAAAAGGCUUUUUUCAAAGCCGCUUUUGUCAUACUCGAUAUACACUGUUUACGUGAAGUCAGUGAUGACUAGUAUGGCAAAGGUGGUUUAUGCACUAACUGCAAAAGGUCGCGCCCAAGGACACACAUAGCGCACGCUUCACUUUUAUCACGGAAAAAUAAGUACAUAAUGUCAAGGUAAGUGUUUUUUUUUUGGUCCGAGUUGCCUAGCCAAAAUUUCCACGCGCCGCUACUGAUACGUAGUGUUUUCAAUGUGGAUAUAUUUUUAAUUUUAAUGAUGAUUUAUAAGUUUGGUAUAUGUAGCAAUAAAUUUUAGGCAAGCCGGUGGGAAUCGAGUUGUAUGGAGGCGCCGCCCCUGGUAGGUACAUAUUUCUUUUUACUUAAAAAUUUUAUACAGGGUGAACUUUUAACCACCAGUCAUACUCUGCGCAGCGACUUUAUAGGUCAUACUUAACAACUUUUACUAUGGGACCAAUUCCGAAAUCGCGAAAAAAAAUUUUGACUGUCCCAUAUAAAGGUGCGACCAACUUUACCAGACCAACACUUUUCCAAACUGAGCUACAGCUGUCCGAUGAAGUUAAGUACUUAGGACUAACUCUCGACAAUAAACUCAAUUGGAACAACCACAUCAACAAACGGAUAGACAAGGCGGGAGUUGUCUUCUGGCAGUGCAGAAGGAUGAUUGGUAAGAGGUGGGGACUCAACCCGAAAAUUACCCUCUGGCUCUAUAAGACGAUAAUCCACCCCUUACUCUGUUACGGUGCUCUGGUUUGGUGGCCAAGAACAAACCUAGGCAACGUACGAGACAAACUACAAAGACUUCAAAGGCUCGCAUGCGCGGCCACCACUGGCUGCACGAGGUCUACCCCGACUGCAGCCAUGGAGGUCAUGCUAAACCUUCCACCGCUGCACCUACACAUACAGCAAGAGGCCAGUCUCUCAGCGGUAAGGUUGCGAACCCUCAAGAUAUGGUCUAACAUCACAGGAGCUCUUCACACAAAAUGCCUGGAAAAGGUGUAUGACGAAUUUCCAGUGCUUAGGUCAGGCACGGACCGGAUUCACAAACAAGCUAUCUUCGAUAAAAGGUACAAAAUACAGUUAUAUGAGGACGACAAUCAUGAAGGACUCAAUCCCCGGGAGCUGAGAAUCUUCACUGAUGGGUCCAAAACAGACAGCGGAUCGGGCUCUGGAACCUUCUCAGAAGACCUGAACAUGUCGAUCACCACUCCGCUAGGAGCCCAUAACUCGGUAUUCCAAGCUGAGUGCAUGGGCAUCAUAAACGCGGCGGCUGCCAUCACUGCAAGGAAGGUAGUAGGAUCCUCCAUCCGCAUACUCUUCGACAGUAGAGCAGUCUUAAUGGCUCUAAAUAGCCAUAUAGUUACAUCCAAACUUAUACACGAAUGCCACGAACGACUAAUGGAGGUAUGUCAUAAUAACAAGAUCACCCUACAAUGGAUCAAGGGACACAGUGGAUCCCGAGGUAACGAUGCUGCGGACGAGCUUGCCAGGCAAGGAUCGAAUGCGGGGGCGAUUGGUCCGGAACCGAUUCUUCCGAUACCAUUUAGCAAGGUACGCUCAAUGCUGCUGGCACGUACAGGGAAACUACACACAGAACACUGGCUGAACCAGACUGGAUGCAGACAGGCAAAAGAAGCCAUGCCUGGCAUCAACGGAAAACUCACAAGGGCGCUCCUGCAACUAGGGAAGGUCCGACUGAGUAUGGUAACCAGUGUCAUAACAGGUCAUGGACUAUUUAACAAACAUCUUUUCACAACAGGUGUCACAGACAGUCCCCUGUGCCGAGGUUGCAUGGAGACAGAAGAAACAGCCUCUCACGUGGUGCUGGAAUGCAGCGGAGUGACUCCAUACAGGGCUAAACAUCUCGGAUCUCCGAGAGACCUCCCCGAGGUCCUACUCAACAUCAAAGGUUUGAUAAGAUUCCUCGAGGAGCUGGGCUGGCAGGACUAGCCCACCCCCAACAUAUCACGCAAAAUAGGCGCAAGUCGUCGAGUUGCGGAAAAAUCGCCCGAAUACAAUACAAUACAAUACAAUACAAGGUGCGACCAGACCGCAGCUUAAAAAAACGGUCACGAUACGGAAUCGCAGUGACGCGUCGUAUGCGUACCGUUUUUAACGCAUGCUCCCCACACCGCUGUUUAAAAAACGGUGACGGUACGGAAUCGCAGUGACGUGCUUCACGCGAAUCUUUUUUUUCGCAAAACAGUUGCGUCUUUUACGUCACCGGUACGGUGUCUGCCAUAAGAUCUCCGUGUAAUAUUUUUUGCGAUUUUUACGCAGUUCAAUUUACGGUGCGUCAGCUUAUUUUAAGCAGCGGUGUGGCGAGCAUGCGUCAUGGACCC
Messenger RNA from Cydia pomonella (codling moth), 2717 nucleotides. RefSeq lists its product as uncharacterized. The transcript has 2 exons. Bases 823 to 2325 code for a protein of 500 amino acids. The record is from RefSeq and is a predicted model, not a curated record. Gene Ontology annotation, molecular function: RNA-DNA hybrid ribonuclease activity; nucleic acid binding. NCBI's taxonomy places the organism in Eukaryota, Metazoa, Arthropoda, Insecta, Lepidoptera, Tortricidae.